GUGUCAGCUCCCGGAUGCAACGCGGAGCGUCACCUGGUUCGCCGGUGACGUCACACGCAGCUCUCACCUGCGUGGAUGGGAGCAGAGUUCCUCCUCAGGAAAGUCGGUCACUAAUUCAGUGUACCUCUCGAUCUCCCUACGGUCGACACAGAGCGAGACGCGCGACCACAGAGCCGCGAAUUUGACAGCAGCUAUACGUGCUGGUCCUGCAGGUCGGAUAGAACUCCGGUUUUCUCGCUUUUUUCGCGUUAAUCGUUUGUAUUGUUUAAAAAGUUGUUGUAGGAGGUAGAUUUGGGUGGUGUUUUAUUGUUUGUGUUUAAUUUGUUUUGUGUUUUUUUGUUGCGAGGAUAAGAGCUGGUAAAAUGAUCAUACACUGGCAGCUGGCGUUCGGAGUGUUGCUGGUCUUGUACAUAUCCUCGGCGAUCGGCAGGAAGGAAGCAAAAUCCACUUCCAAAUGUCCAAUGCUAACAGAAUGUCCAUAUAGGGCACAACAAUGUAGUGAAGACAAUGACUGCGCUGUUGACAGCGUAUGUUGCAAGAGUCCAUGUGGAAAAGUGUGCACCAAACAGUUGUUCACAGGUUGCGAGACGCUCAAAAACGCAGCAUCCAGAAGGGCCAAAUCUUUGGGAGUUGACGGCAAGUCUGUCAGAGCACCAAGAUGCAACAAAUCAGGUGGUUUUGAACCAAUCCAAUGUGACAAUGAAAUUGUAAGUUCCUGCUGGUGUGUGGAUGAAGCAGGAUUCGAACUGGCAGGAACCAGAGCUCCUGCAGUGGGUUUAGUCAACUGUACAGCACCAAAACCAUGCGCAGACCACACUUGCAGAAUGUUCUGUCCCCAUGGUUUCGCCUUGGACAAAGAUGGAUGCCCCUUAUGUAGGUGCAGAGACCCAUGUACAGACAUCAAAUGCCCAAAUGCUCUGGAAUGUCAACUUGAAGAUCUGGCCUGUGCUGAUCCACCAUGUCCACCUGUUCCAACUUGUAAGAAAGGUAGAAGCCUUGACAGUAUCUGUCCUGUUGGAGACCCCUUGAGGAUUAGCGAGACCGUCAGACCUUUCUUGUGUGGUAACGACCCUGGAAAACCAACCUGUCCGCCAAUGUACCAAUGUUUAGUACAGAAAGGAAAUGACUACGGAGUGUGCUGUCCAGCAUCCUUGAAAAUACAAAAAUCAGGAUCCUGUCCAUCAUCAGACGACAAUAAAACCGAGUGCGGUUUACCAUGUUCGCAUGACCUUGAAUGUCCUUCGAUUCAAAAAUGUUGCAACAAUGACAAAUGUGGUUCUUCUUGUAUACACCCUAAAAAUGUGACAGAAUGUACCCACCAACGUUCCUUAUCCGAAAUUCUAUCUGUCAGCGAGAGAGAAGGAAGGGGCUACGUUCCACAAUGUUCUCCAGAGGGUGAAUUCGAACCUAUGCAGUGCAGCAGGAAUGGACUAGUUUGUUGGUGCGUAGACAGACUUGGACGUAAGAUUAGAGGAUCGAUGGGACCCUCAGACAGCGUUACUUGUGACGUAUACGAUAGUAGUUUCGACACCAAGGCUAGAAGCCUGGACAAGAUGGAGAACAACUGCCAGAAGUUAGAGUGUGCCGCCAUCUGUGAAUACGGUUUCAAACUAGACGAGAACGGUUGUCAUACCUGCAAAUGCGACGAUCCUUGUGAUGGCUACUUGUGUCCUGAAGACGAAGAGUGUAUAAACGCUAAAGAUGCUACUUGUUCCGGUUUCCUCUGUCCUACCCUACCAGUUUGUCGACCAAAAGCAGUUUACGCCAACCCUUGUGAGCGUGGUACGCCACUGACGGACGAUAUGAGCGGAGCUCCAGUGGCGUGUGCUUUGAGAGACGAAGAUGGUACUGUUUGUCCAUCGAAUCAUGAGUGUAAGGCUGUAGUGGGUUCGACUCAGGCAGUGUGUUGUCCAAUGAAUUACGAAUUGGAAGCUGAGGCUUCUGAAGAUAUCAACAUACCGGAGAGUAGAACUCAGACCAUGUGCGAGUACUUGAGGGACUUCACCGAGACCAUGGAAGGCACAAGGGAGGGUAUGAACCUCGCUCUCCCAACCCCAAGCUGCGACGAAGAAGGCAACUUCCUCCCAACACAGUGCGACAAGAAGAACUGUUGGUGCGUGGACAACUUCGGUACAGAAAUACCCAAAACCAGGGGAAAAGAAAACGCUACCACCGACUGUACCAAACUGAGGGAAACCAAAGAAUGCUUGGACCUCACCUGCAGAAUGGGUUGCGAAUACGGCUUCAUCCUAUCUGAAGACACCGGUUGUCCUUUGUGUCAGUGCAGGGAUCCUUGUUAUGACGUACCAUGCGGUUCUGGAGAACAGUGCCAGUUGGUCGAAGUGAACUGCAAGGACCACUAUUGUCCACCUGUGCCAGCUUGCCUACCCAAAAAGCUCGGCCAAUGCCCCUACCUGGUACCAUCGAACUCCAUUUCCUGCGACUUCGCCUGCAACUCAGACUUGGCAUGCAACGGUACCUCCAAAUGUUGUUCCAACGGUUGCGGCACCCAGUGCGUAGAACCCCUGCAAUACACAGCUUGCCAACACCAGCGCAGCCUAGCCCAACACCAAGCCCACGAGUCUGGCACCCCUCUCAACAAGGUCCACAUCCCGUCCUGCAACACCGACGGCAGUUUCAACUCCAAACAAUGCAACCCCGCCACUGGCCAAUGCUGGUGCGUCGAUAGCAAUGGUUUCGAGCUAUCUGAAAGCCGUGGUAGCGAAGAUCUCGACUGCGAUACGACCAUAACGCCAUCUAGGUGCCCUCUGAGGAGAUGUGUGGAGAACUGCGAGCACGGGUAUAAGAUGGACAUUGAAGGGUGCAGAACUUGCCAAUGCGCUGAUCCUUGUGAUGAGGUUAAGUGUAGAGGGGAGGGAGAAACCUGUAGGUUGGUAGCUGUGGAGUGUGUAGGAUCUCCUUGUCCAGCAGUGCCUAUGUGUCUACCGAAAAAGGAGAACCCUUGCCAGUCUGGAGAGCCUUUGAGGUAUGGUGGGGAAGAUGAGGUUGUUUCUUGUGGGCCUGAAGAGGAGAGUUGUCCUUCUACGCAUAAGUGUCAAUUGAGUCCUAUUGGGGAGUAUGCUGUCUGUUGUCCAAAACCAAGAGAUAUUUGCUUCGAGCCUUUGGAUCAAGGUACUUGCCAAGGAGUUGAGUCUAGGAAUUUGACGAGGUACUACUUCAAUUCCAGGACCAACAAGUGCGAAACCUUCGUAUUUUCAGGAUGUCAUGGAAACCACAACAAUUUCUAUACCAAAGAAUUAUGCUCUCAAGUAUGUCCAGUAUUGAGCCAGUGCGAAAGAUUGAGGGAGAAGAACCAAAAAGCUGCAGAAAAGUAUAACAAACCAGCCUUCUUACCUAGAUGCGAGAGCAGCACAGGAAAUUGGGAGUCUGUACAGUGCCUCGAACACGUUGGAGUGUGCUGGUGUGUCACUCCACAAGGUAACCCUCUGAAAGGCACCUUGACUAGAGGAGCAGAACCAGACUGCAACUUCAGACAGGCCAGGAAUAGGGCGCAGAACAGGGCUGACUUUACUAGCGAUGCAGAUUUAGUUCUAGAAGAGCUGAUGAUGCAAAUGGGAUCCAUUAGUGAUAUUGAUGAACCAUCUGACUUGGACAGAGACGAGAGCAUCAACGAAGGCUUGAUAACUUCGAGGUGUGAAGAGCUGGGUGGUCAAUGCGACGCUAACAAGAAGUUCCUACCACAGCAGUGUGAAGAGGAUAUCUGUUGGUGCGUCGAUGAAGCUGGUAACCAGUUGCCUCAGACGAGUACCUUCAGAAGAGGAGAAAGAACUUGUGUUUUUUCGCCUGUGGAAAAGGUAGAGGUCACCUUGGGCUUCAGAGGCGAGUACGACGACAUUUCCUCAACGCCUGUAGUCAACAGGAUCAGCAAGAUUGUCAAAAACCUUGGCGGCGUCAUCAACGAUGAUGGAAUCGCUGCUGACAUCUCUUCGGACGCACUGUACAUCAGGUUCUCCCUGAUUGGAAGCAAAAAGAUCGAUAUCGCUUAUACUUUGGAGAAAAUGAUCAUGAAUCAACAUCUGCCCGAUUUGACAGCAGAUAUAACAAAAUCAAGAGUUACCCAUCACUUGCUAACACCCAGUAGUUCCUUGAGGGAUACCAUACUAGCCCUAGAAAACAGGGAAAUUGUAUCGCAGUCUCCUGUAUCUAUUGUGGCACCAUACCACACCGCUCUCAUAGUUGUUGCAGCGGCAUCAGCCUUUAUAAUAUCGAUAUUGACGCUAUUGGUCAUCCUAUAUCGAAGAAAAAUGAACAGUAUUAGCAACAACAAAGUUAUUGAAGACAACCGAUUCUUAUCAGCUACAAGACCAAUCUACAUCGAACUUCCAAGUGAGAAAUACAACACAGCGUCGUCUGAUAGCAGUAAAUCAAGUGCCUGAAUAAUAUUAGUUGUAGUCGUAUUUGUAUCAUUCAUUUGUAAUAUAUUUCCCUAUUAGUUGUAAGUUUUUUAUGUAUAGAAAAUAAGACUCUUCUAUGUGGAAUGAAUAGUUUUUCGAAAAUUGACCCGAAUGAAACGAAACGAUGUUUAUUUAUUCCACAUAGGAAAUGCAGAACGUAUUUAUGUACAAUAAAGAAAAAUUGAAAUAA
Messenger RNA from Harmonia axyridis, 4605 nucleotides. RefSeq names its product balbiani ring protein 3-like. Gene Ontology annotation, cellular component: extracellular region; basement membrane. Gene Ontology annotation, molecular function: serine-type endopeptidase inhibitor activity. Gene Ontology annotation, biological process: cell-matrix adhesion. The transcript has 19 exons. Lineage: Eukaryota; Metazoa; Arthropoda; Insecta; Coleoptera; Coccinellidae. Bases 363 to 4397 code for a protein of 1344 amino acids. The record is from RefSeq and is a predicted model, not a curated record.